Molecule: messenger RNA, 3931 nt
Organism: Arvicola amphibius (Eurasian water vole)
Lineage: Eukaryota; Metazoa; Chordata; Mammalia; Rodentia; Cricetidae
Gene: Fbxo48
Product: F-box protein 48
Biological process (GO): SCF-dependent proteasomal ubiquitin-dependent protein catabolic process
Cellular component (GO): SCF ubiquitin ligase complex
Molecular function (GO): protein binding
Source: RefSeq, a predicted model, not a curated record
AUGAAGGAAACAUCCCCCAAGAACAGUAAUUUGAAAGUUCUGAGUCCAGUGGAUGCCUCAGACACUGAACAGGGAAGAACAGCGAGUCAAAGUAGCUUUGUUGAUCUGCUGCCUCUGGAAGUCACUUGCAAAAUCUUCAGCCAGUUAGACGUUCAGAGUUUGUGCAGAGCUUCCGAGACAUGCUGGAGUUGGAAUCGCACGAUAAGGAACAACGAUGCCUUGUGGAAGCCCCACUGCUUGACCGCAAGAGCUGUGUGCCCGAGAGAAAUCGACGGUGACAUCAAACGUGGUUACACCUGGAGGGUGACACUCCUAAGAAAUUACCAGAAGAGUAAAGUGAAACACGCGUGGCUCAGUGGAAGAUACAGCAACAUACGUUCUCCUCUGAACCUGCCGAAAAGAUUCAUGUACCCGAUGGAUGCGGAAACAUGGGAAGAAAUUCUAGAUGCAGAACUGAAAAGAUAAGUUGAAGAAUCUCAGUAGACCUCGUGGCUUUGAUCGCACAUAACUAAAAUAACUAAAAUGACUCAGACUGCAAGAGACCUUUUAAAAUCUGAUAAUGUUUUCCUCAGUUUUUUAAAAAAAGUCUAGCAUUUAAAAGAAAAGUGAAUUGACCAUGAAGCUUUGUUUGUAUUUUGCACUUUAGCUAAAGUUUUUUCCAGGUUUUAUGCAGUGAGAAAUCUUGAAAUGUUAUUUUUAUAAAAAAAAAAAUAGCAUGAUAGAAUGAUUUUGAAAUGUGCUGUUUCAUGUAUUUGUGUUAGACUGUUGUAUUGCUUUAAGUGAUAGAAUUUACUGUUUUUUUCUAUUUAAUUCUUCAAGAAUUCAAUUCAUUAUAAGUCAGUAUAGAUAUAGACUUGUCUGACUUAUACCAAAUGAGAGCAGUUGCAAUAUUUGUAGAUUAGUAAUAAUAACUGUUAUGGUAACAGUUUUCAAGUCAGUGGAACAGACUGAAUUGUCAAAUAAUGAAAGCUGUCUUAAAAUAUGUUGAACCUAAGGUUUAUUUAAGCUUGAUCUGGUCUUGAGAUGAAGCUCAAAUUAAGCUUUACAUUAUUUUUCUACAAACCCAAAACUGGUCUCAGAAACUGAGACUGUGUUUGAGAAGCUGCAGAACACUUACGGACUAUUAGAACCACCAAAGGUGGUCUACCUUAGUCAACUACAUCCGACAUCCUGGUGGCGCCACCUAGUGGACUCCUAGAUGCUUGUCCUUACUUAAGAACAUGUCUUUUCCAAGCCCUGUUUGAUCUUGUUAAAGUGUAUCUUUGCAGGAAGGGGCCUUUUUUUCAACUUUGUUUCUCUUUUUGCAUGAAAGGAGAUUCUGUAGCAGCAUUUCCUCUAACAGGUUGUAACACUUGAAUCUGUAAGCCAUAGUAAAAUGUGUCAUCAGAUUUCGUCACUUGCAUGGAGUUUUCUAUAGUUAUUAUGCUUUACCUUUCUGUUGCUGUUCUGUUUCUACCUGCUAGGACUAGACUGAUUUAGUCCUGCUCUCGAUGCACUAUUUGAAUGUGUGAAGACAGCCGGCCUGUCUCUUCCUACUGUCUUCUCCCCCUUCUCUCUGAGAGCCACAUGCCAUACUUCGUAGGCCAAGCAGCAGAGUCUGCUGCUCAUGCCCCUUAACAAAUGUGUGACUGGGGAGGAAGAUAGCCUGCUGAUUUCCCUUAGGAAGAGAUAAUGGAAAAGCACUUUGAAAUCUUGAGACCCUGGAAGGGAAUCAGUAAAGCACUUACGGCAUGCCAGCUGCGUGUAUAUGCUGGUGUUGUGGGCCUUGUCCUCUAACGAGCCUUCUGCCUUUCGCCUCUCUCUGCUAGGAAAGAAUGGCCCAACCAGGGGGAAUCGUCCUCCUCACUCACGGCACCCUGUCUGUCACCCUCCGUGUUGAGGCUCAGAGUGGAACGUGCCUGAAACCACCUCUUUCUUAAGCUGGAAGACAGAAGGGAUGGCUGUUUGCUACCACACAGAGAAGCGGGUCCUCAGUCAGAGAGCACCCAGCCAGCAGAAAAGCAAAGGAAGCAGAAGAGAGGGCUGUGAUAACAGCUGAUUUGGUCAUCCCCUUGUCUAAACAGCACUAGAAACUCUGCCCUACCAUAGGGCUUUCUUACUGUUGGACAAGUGUGUGACACUUGUGGUUUACGUUAGUGUCUUAGUUUUGCACUCGGAACCCUACCUGCGGGGCUCCCUUUGCCUCUUUUUCAAGGAUAUGAUCCUUGUGUUUUUUUUGUUAGCGUCUUUGUUUUAGAGGUCUCAGCCCUUCCUUUGACUCCUUCCUUAGUCCUACUGAUUUUGUGUCCCAAAGGCAACCCCUUGCCUCAGAUGUCCCCAGCAUUCAUUUCUUUCUCCACCUUCUCUAACUUGUUCUUCCCCCCCACACACACACACAAAUUGAAAUUGCUGCUAAGAUACAAGGAAAUUACUUCCUAAUGUCUUUGAUGCAUUUUUGUCCGUGACUAGUCUGGCACUCAGUUCUUGCCGUUCUUGGGUUGGAGACGAGCAUCUCGUUUCUCUUCGCAUACUGCAGCCAGUCUCUGAGUUUCCUUCGGAGACCCACCGUCCUAAAAGAUGCUGCUGUUCACGGAGGUCAGACUGUUGUCCUCUUCUUCACUCUGAACAGCUACUCCCCAUCCCCACUGCCAUUGUUGGUGCUUCUGGUGUCUGGAUUCCUGACUCCACGUCACACUUGCCCAUGUUCUUCCGGACACGCCUGUACCCACCUGUUGGCAUCGCAGCUGAGUCACUAAUACUGAAGCCAGAGCUCAUUAAAGCAGCAGAUCGGUUAUUCCUUUGGCCCCUGCCCUGGAGAGUGGCCAGGGCUCGAGGUAUUUCACCUUCUGCUUUCCUCACCUGUGACCAUCCAGCCAAGGAUCAGCUCUUACUGCUUUAGUUGUCUGAAUAUGGGAGCAGCCCAGCCCUUCUUCGUGUUCUCUCUCCCCCUUACUUCUUACCCUUAUUUGAAGUUGACAUGGCUAAGACACCCUCCUGUACUCCUUCCUCCCACUGCUGAUAGAUCAGUCUUCCUAAGAGCCCUCAAACUAGUGCGUCACCUCUAACUUGGGUCAUUUGCUACGUUCACGUAGAGAAUGGCUCUAAAAAGAGAGGCCCUUAACGACACGCCCUGGCUUAGCCCUGUAGCCUUUGCUCUUAUAGUUCUCCAUUCUGUGUCUUUCAGUUCAGUCAGACCGAAUAGCAUCUGCAGCUGCCCGGCCAUGCUUGCUCCCUUAGGUCUGCCCCAUUGUACAGGUCAUGUGACAGACACACUUACAGGGUUGCCCCUUCCUCCACCAUCAGCUCUUGACUUGGCAGAAUCUUUCACCUCUAGCCCACUUAUACCUGUAUUGUUCUGGAUUAAAUUAUUCUUCUAAAGUUCAUAUAUAUCUUCUUUAUGACAUUCUCCUCAAAAGCUAUCACACUAUGUUGAGUUGUCUUGUCUACCUGCCCCUGUGGAUUGUGAAUUUCUUAGUGACAGGAACCAUAUUUUAAUUUAUUAAAAUUUUUUUAGUAACAGCUGGACAGUGGUGAUACACGUCCCAGCACUCGAGAGGCAGAGACAGGUGGAUCUCUCUGAGUUUGAGGCCAGCCUGGUCUAUAAGAGUGAGUUCCAGGACAGGCUCCAAAGCUACAGAGAAACCCUGUCUUGAAAAACAAAACAAAAAAAAUUAAUCUUAGUAAUUUAUAUUAUUUAUUAGUAGUAAUCAUAUUCAGAAUGUACAAAAAUGUAUUAUUGUGAUAAUAUAAAAUGUUUUAUUUUAGCAGCAAAUUACGAUUAGUGGAUAAGACUGUAUUAAAAUACAAAAUAUAAUUGUGCAAUGUAUAAGCUACUUAUAUUAAUCUUAAAUUGUACAUGAUUGUUCAGUCAUCAAAGGUGUGUGUGGAACUGAAAGUGUUUUGCUAUAUUUUUAAUAAACACUUGAAAAUAAAUUCAGUUUUUAAAACAUCA